GUCGUCAACAACCACCAUCCUUCCCAACCGUUAACCCCUUCUCCUUCCCUCCCGAAAACCUCCGCCCCACCAUCCAUGGCGAUGGCGUCCUCCUCCCUCGCCGCCGCAAACCACCCCCUCCUCCCCUCCAAGCCGCUCUCCUGCCCCAAGCCCCUCACCCGCGCGACGCCCCUCUCCCGCGCGCUCCACGCCGGCGCCGCCGCGGCCGCGCGGGGCGCUUCGUCGUCGCAGGCGGAGCUCCGGCCGGACUCCAAGAACGCGCCCGCGCUGUCCGCGGAGCUCCGGAGGCUGGCGCGCGUCGGGAGGCUCCCCUCCGCGCUCGCCCUCCUCGACCACCUCUCCCACCGCGGUGUCCCCGCCACGGCCUCGGCCUUCGCCGCGCUGCUCACCGCGUGCCGGUCGCUCGCCCACGCGCGCCAGGUCCACGCGCACCUCCGCGUCCACGGCCUCGACUCCAACGAGUUCCUGCUCGCCAGGCUCGUCGAGCUCUACCUCGCGCUCGGCGCCCGGGAGGACGCGCGCAAGGUGCUCGACGGGUUGCCCCGGGCGAGCUCCUUCUCGUGGAACGCGCUCCUCCACGGGCACGUGCGCCGGGGACGCGGCCAGGCGGGCGCCGCCGUCGUGGAUGGGUUCGCAGAGAUGCGCGCCGCGGGCGCCGACGCCAACGAGUACACGUAUGGCUGCGUCCUCAAGUCCAUCUCCGGGAGCGCCGCGCCGUCCAUGGCCAUGGCCACCGCCACGCACGCGAUGCUGAUCAAGAACGCCUACGCGGGCGCUCCCAGGAUGCUCAUGACGGGGCUCAUGGACGUGUACUUCAAGUGCGGGAAGGUGAAGCCUGCGGUUAUGGUGUUCGAGGAAAUGCCAGAGAGGGAUGUGGUUGCGUGGGGUGCAGUGAUUGCCGGGUUUGCGCAUAAGGGGAUGAAGAGGGAGGCGCUGGAGCAUUUCCGGUGGAUGGUGGAGGAUGGGAUCAAGGUGAACUCUGUGGUGCUUACGUCAGUUGUGCCUGUCAUCGGCGAGUUGCGUGCCUGGAACUUGGGUAGGGAGAUCCAUGGUUUUGUGCUGAAGAAGUUCCAACAUCGUAAGGAUGUUGGAAACAUUCAGGCAGGGUUGGUAGAUAUGUACUGCAAGUGUGGCGAUAUGGUCUCUGGGAGACGGGUGUUCUAUAGCGCUAAGAAGAGGAAUGUUGUCUCAUGGACGGCACUGAUGUCUGGCUAUGCAUCCAAUGGCAGGCCUGACCAGGCGCUGAGGUGCAUACUUUGGAUGCAACAAGAAGGAAUCAGACCGGAUCUUAUAGCCGUGGGGACUGUGCUCCCAGUAUGUACGAAGUUGAAAGCAUUGAGGGAAGGGAAAGAGCUUCACGCAUAUGCCUUGCGGAGGUGGUUCCUGCCAAAUAUUUCCUUGUGCACUUCACUGAUCACUAUGUAUGGUACGUGCAGUCACUCGGAUUACUCUCAACGGGUGUUCCAUGUCAUGGACAAGAAGACUGUACAAGCUUGGACAGCAUUGGUCGAUGCGUACCUAAAGAAUGGUGAUCCUUCAACUGCUGUUGAUGUGUUCAGAUCAAUGCUGCUCUCAAACCGCCGGCCUGAUGCUGUUGCAAUCAGCAGGAUGUUGAGUGCCUGCCGUGACAUUGGGGCAUCAAAACUUGGCAAGGAAUUGCAUGGUCAAGCGUUAAAGUUGCGGAUGGAACCUCUCCCCCUAGUUGCAGCAGGGCUAGUUAGCAUGUAUGGCACAUGUGGAGACCUCAAGGCAGCGCAACGGGUUUUCAACCGGAUUGAGUCCAAGGGAUCCCUUACUUGCACUGCCAUAAUAGAAGCUUACGCAAUCAACCAGAGACACAAGGAGGCACUGGAACUCUUUGCUUGGAUGCUGUCAAACAGGUUUGUUCCAAAUAAUGGCACCUUUGAUGUGUUGCUGAGAAUCUGUGAAGCGGCAGGGUUGCAUGAUGAAGCUCUUCAGAUUUUCAACUCCAUGGUGCAAGAAUACAAUCUGGAAGCGUCUGAACAUAAUUUUGACUGCAUUAUACGGCUUCUCACUGCUGCAGACAGGACUUCUGAAGCACAUCGGUUUGCUGAUCUGAAAGCUACUCUGUUUAAUUUAUCAACUCCCUCUUUGAAUUGCUAACAGCAGUAAAUCUGUAUAUAACGCCACAUUUGAUUUGUUGAAAUGACUGAUACUCCUUUUCUAUUGUCUGAAAAGGUAAGCUUGGUAUUCGUUUUUCAAGAAAAGAUUAAAUAUCAA
Oryza sativa Japonica Group (Japanese rice) is the source of this 2241-nucleotide messenger RNA. RefSeq names its product pentatricopeptide repeat-containing protein At1g71460, chloroplastic. The record is from RefSeq and is a predicted model, not a curated record. Lineage: Eukaryota; Viridiplantae; Streptophyta; Magnoliopsida; Poales; Poaceae. Gene Ontology annotation, cellular component: intracellular membrane-bounded organelle. Gene Ontology annotation, molecular function: RNA binding; protein binding. Gene Ontology annotation, biological process: RNA modification.